Messenger RNA from Pediculus humanus corporis (human body louse), 975 nucleotides. RefSeq names its product Coproporphyrinogen III oxidase, putative. The coding region runs from base 1 to 975 and encodes 324 amino acids. The record is from RefSeq and is a predicted model, not a curated record. NCBI's taxonomy places the organism in Eukaryota, Metazoa, Arthropoda, Insecta, Psocodea, Pediculidae. Gene Ontology annotation, molecular function: coproporphyrinogen oxidase activity. The transcript is spliced from 3 exons. Gene Ontology annotation, cellular component: mitochondrial intermembrane space; cytoplasm.
AUGUCCGGUAGUACAAUAGAUACAAAUAAAUUUAAAGCAGAACCUGUAACGGAUAUUAAUGAAUUGGAAAAAAAUAAAAAAUUUGAUAUUAAAGCUCAAAUGGAACUCCUAAUACUUAGAAUACAAAAAGAAUUUUGUGAUGCGCUUGAAGAAGAAGAAAACGACAAAGAAGUCAAAUUUAAAGUUGAUCGAUGGUUGAGGAAAGAUGGAGGAGGAGGUGGAAUCACUUGUGUUAUGCAGGAAGGAAUGGUUUUUGAAAAAGCAGGAGUUAAUGUGGGUAAAGCUUUAAGCAAAGGUCCCAUAAAAUUUUUUGCUGCAGGAAUUAGUGCUGUUAUUCAUCCUAGAAAUCCAAUGGUUCCAACCCUACAUUUUAACUAUAGAUAUUUUGAAACAAGAGAGGCAGAUGGUUUAUCACAUUGGUGGUUUGGAGGUGGCACCGAUUUAACUCCUUAUUAUGUUGAUGAAGAAGAUUUUAUUCAAUUUCACACAGUACUUAAAAAUGCUUGUGACAAACAUGAUAAAGACUACUAUGCUACAUUUAAAAAAUGGUGUGAUGAAUAUUUUCACAUUAAGCACAGAAAUGAAACAAGAGGAAUAGGUGGAAUAUUUUUCGAUGAUUUAGAAUCACCUACAAAACAUGAUGCAUUUAAUUUUGUUAAAGAAUGUGCAGAGGCAGUAAUCCCUUCAUAUAUACCAAUUGUUAAAAAACACAAAGAGGAUGCCUAUGGGUAUGCCGAAAGGCAAUGGCAACUUUUGAGAAGAGGAAGAUAUGUUGAAUUUAAUUUACUUUAUGAUAGAGGAACAAAAUUUGGACUUUUUACUCCAGAUGCUAGAUUCGAAAGCAUUCUCGUUUCUCUACCAUUAAAUGCUAAAUGGGAAUACAUGCACUCAAUUAAGCCAGAUUCUAAAGAAGAAAAAUUAAUAAAUAUUUUGAAAAAUCCAGUUGACUGGAUCUCUCAAUCACAAGUAUUGUAA